GACUGGAAGGCUAUUGUCAUAACUGCAGCUGGCUAUAUAAAGACUUUACAUCAGCUACAGGUAGUCAUACCUCCAGCCUCUCAUCACACACUGAGAAAGAAGACCCAGUGUUCAGUCAAGAUGAAGUUGUUGCUGGUGGUUGCUGCUGUUCUGGCCGUGUCCAGCUGUGCCAGCGUCUCUCUGGAAGAUCUGGAGUUUCAUGCCUGGAAGCUCAAGUUUGGAAGGUCCUACCACUCUCCAGCGGAGGAGGCUCACCGCAGGCAAAUAUGGCUCAACAACCGCAAACUGGUGCUGGUGCACAACAUGCUGGCAGAUGAGGGCAUCAAAUCCUACCGCCUUGGCAUGACCUACUUUGCUGACAUGGAAAACGAGGAGUACAAACAGCAGAUUUCGAUGGGCUGCCUGAAUUCUUUCAAUGCUUCUCAGCCCCGUCGUGGCUCUGCCUUCUUCCGCCUGGCUGAAGUCGCCGAUCUGCCCAACUCUGUUGACUGGAGGGACAAGGGAUACGUCACCGGUGUCAAGGAUCAGAAGGAGUGCGGCUCAUGCUGGGCCUUCAGCACUACUGGCUCGUUGGAGGGUCAGACCUUCAAGAAGACAGGAAAGCUGGUGUCUCUGAGUGAGCAGCAGUUGGUCGACUGCUCUAAAAAGUAUGGCAACAUGGGCUGCGGUGGUGGCCUGAUGGACCAAGCUUUCCAGUACAUCCAAGCCAAUGGAGGGAUAGACACAGAGGAGUCCUACCCUUACGAGGCUCAGGAUGGACCAUGCCGCUACAACCCUGCUACCUCCGCUGCUCAGUGCACAGGCUAUGUUGAUGUGACACAAGGUGAUGAAGAUGCUCUGAAGGAGGCCGUUGCCACCAUUGGACCCAUAUCUGUCGCCAUCGAUGCAUCUCAUUCGUCCUUCCAGCUCUACGAAUCAGGUGUGUAUGACGAGCCCGAAUGCAGCAGCUCCGAGCUGGACCACGGUGUACUGGCUGUGGGUUAUGGCAGCGACAACGGAAAUGACUACUGGCUGGUCAAGAACAGCUGGGGUGUUGGAUGGGGAGAUAAGGGAUACAUCAAGAUGACCAGGAACAAGUCCAACCAGUGUGGUAUUGCUACAGCAGCUAGUUACCCCCUGGUCUGAACAGGUCCAAGACUUACCUCAGUGACAAUGAGCACAGUAACACAUAAUUUUCUUAAUAUAUUUUCUUAAUUAAAGAAAUAACAACUAACAACUGUGACAUGCACACGCUAUGUUUUUUCUUGGAAGUUGUUUACUUGACAUAGAAAAACCUUUGUAUGAUUGUAAAUAAAUGUGAAGAAAUAAAAAUUAUAUGAAUUUA
Mugil cephalus (flathead mullet) is the source of this 1324-nucleotide messenger RNA. RefSeq names its product cathepsin L.1 (gene ctsl.1). The record is from RefSeq and is a predicted model, not a curated record. Lineage: Eukaryota; Metazoa; Chordata; Actinopteri; Mugiliformes; Mugilidae. Gene Ontology annotation, molecular function: cysteine-type endopeptidase activity. The coding region runs from base 121 to 1125 and encodes 334 amino acids. The transcript has 9 exons. Gene Ontology annotation, cellular component: lysosome. Gene Ontology annotation, biological process: immune response.